Molecule: messenger RNA, 2652 nt
Organism: Hypomesus transpacificus
Lineage: Eukaryota; Metazoa; Chordata; Actinopteri; Osmeriformes; Osmeridae
Gene: tmem178
Product: transmembrane protein 178
Exons: 4
Coding region: 442-1347 (301 amino acids)
Biological process (GO): negative regulation of osteoclast differentiation; regulation of cytosolic calcium ion concentration
Cellular component (GO): endoplasmic reticulum membrane
Source: RefSeq, a predicted model, not a curated record
AGACAUAUACUCUCACACGCUGUCUUUCCGCCGGGUGAUGUUCAUCUUGAAUAGGAGGAGUCUGCGUUUUACCCUUUGGCACACGGGCGAAAAGAACACUUUCAGGGUCGCUACACUGAGGUGAAGAUGAUGACUAGAGUGGUGGGGAGAGAGAAAGAGUGGGGUAGUAUUUGAAGGUUAACACCGUCAGCCUGGUUGGGAGUCCACACCCAUUGAACAGCGGAUACCCCUCCACCUGUGUUUUUGUCUCUUCAACCUCAGCACCUUUGCAGUGCGUUGUGAACCUGACUUGAUGAUGCGCUCUCGACGGCGGGCAAUAUCUGCGGAUCCAAGGAUGGAUAAAAAUGCUUAGUAACUGGAAUAGCAGGUGCAGGAAAGAGCGUCCAAACAUCAAGCCGACUAGACACUCUUUGUACAGUACCGAGGUCUGAUGUUCGAAACAUGGAAAAACAAUCGUUUAUAACGGCGUUAAGCUUGUCUAUGAGUGUUUUGUCAUUAUUGUUAUUGGUCACUGCUAUCUUCACUGACCACUGGUACGAGACAGAUACCAGAAGGCAUAAAGAAAACUGUGACCGGUAUGGAUCGGAUUCAAACGACCAGAAAAACCGAGACAUGCCAAUCUACCACCUGCCAUUGGUGGAUAACGGAAACUCCAAACGGAAUCUAGCGCUUAUGAAGCCUAUCCAUGUCGGGAGUCGAGAAGAGGAACUGCUUGAGAACUGGAGGGCAAUUCUGGGGAUGGGAAUUUUGGAGACGGAAUGUGGGCGUCCGUUAUUCUCUACAUAUUCUGGGCUCUGGAGAAAAUGUUUUUUCGAAGGCAUGGACCGUGAUAUCGACAAACUCAUAUCAAAGGGUAUAGCAGAUCGAUGCACAACUGUCAAGUACCAUUUUUCACAGCCAAUACGGCUCAGAAACAUCCCUCUUAACCUGACAAGGACCAUUCAGCAAGACGAAUGGCAUCUUUUACAUCUGCGGCGGAUCACGGCAGGGUUCCUGGGAAUGGCAGCGGCCGUGUUGCUGUGUGGAAGCAUCGUGGCCACAGUGGGAUUCUUCUGGGAGGAGAGCCUCACCCAGCAUGUCUCUGGCCUACUCUUUCUCAUGGCAGGCAUCUUUUGCACCAUCUCCCUGUGUACCUAUGCGGCCAGCGUCUCUUACGACCUCUCCAGGAACCCGCCUUUCAUCUACGGCCUUCCCAGGGAUGUGGACCACGGCUACGGAUGGUCUAUCUUCUGUGCCUGGGCUAGUCUGGGCCUCACUGUGGCAUCGGGCUGCGUCUGCACCACCUAUCCCUUUCUCAGCAGAGCCAAGGCCCUGCGCUCCAAAACCGCCCGUGAGUCCUCUGUGUGAGCUCCCCCUAUGGUCCUGGUGGAGGAACUAUGUGCAUUGUUGGUUACAACACGAACAAACGGUCGCUUACUUGUGUUUUUAUGAUGCGCUCAGAUGCCUAAUGGAAACAUAAUGUGUCGCAGUCGAGAGAUGGGGGAUUGAGUUUUUAUCAUGGAUUGAGUUUUGGUUCACUCUCCAUUCACUUCUUGAGGUGUUAUGCAAAGUGACGGUGUAAUGACUUGUCGUUUGUUUGUUGUAAGUCUGUAUUUGCUCAGACACACACACACACACACACACACAGUGUCUUGCUCUUUUAUAUAGACACAUGCACACAUACACACACUACCCAAGCACACACUACAUUGGCACAACAAAAGAAGAUGCAGGAUAACCACAGGUGUCAGAUACAUAAAUAUUUGUAUCCACAACAUAUCUAACCACUUAUUUGAAAUUAUUAAAACAUAUGAAUUGAUAUUGGCUGUUUUGUAAGACUUUGCAUUGCAUAGGAACUCAAAUUCACCUUUGGGGAAAAUUGAAUCAGUUGCCUGAUCAUGGGGUGCAUGAUCAUUGCUAUAGAUUCAGAAAAGAUCAAUCCUAUAAAUCUCCUCUCAACUGAGGCAAACUACAAUCCUGACUAUACAAAUGUGUGUGAGACUGUUACAUUGAUGAUGUUUAUAUCACGUGCAUUACUACAGUAUUGGAGGACCACAGUUAUUUCUGCCUUUGGCUCUCAAAUACAGUGGGCCAUUUCUAUGGGCACCUGGAACUGUUACCGAUUUAGAACACAUAGUUGUUGAUGUUUUACUAUUUGCUUAUGAACAUAAUCAGAUCUUGGUUUAAAAGUGAACCCAAAAAUAUCAACAUUAUGAAUGUUCAGAGGGAUGUUAAUCAUGCAUUCAAAAGUUUUUUCCCCCAAAUAAAGAGGAUGGUUAUACACCACUGGAACGGGAAUGAAAUCAUAGGAAUACACUGGAGAAAAGGCCAAGGAAACGUAACACUCUGGAAUGUGUGACAGACAUUUAUGGAUUAUCCAAACACUUUUUCCUGGCACACGCAGUGAAUGAAGAGGGCACGGGAGGUCCUGAUUGUGCCAAUGCUCCAUAUUGCACGAGAGGAACGUGUGACUGUGGCGGCGGUGCAAACUUGAUGGCCUCUGUAACCACCCACACUGUUAGAGGUGUCACUCUUUAGGUGGUACCUGACUGACACUAUGUAUGCUGGGUUGCGAUCCGGGCAGCGUUCGUGGCAAACCCCUCUGAAUUAUUAAGUAUUGUCAUCCUACGUAAUAUUGAAUUGUAAAUUAAAAAACAAUCGACAACCUGUGUC